AUGGCACCGGACAGCUACUUCGAGGUGAUCCCGGUCAAGCCGGGAAGCCAGGAAUAUUACGAUGUGGCGACUCACUUCGGUCAGUCGAUGGGACCACAUACCAUCGUGUCUAUUGAGCGGAUACAGAACCAACACAAACACAUACAAUACAUGGUGGAGAAACAGUCGAUCGAAACAAAGAGACCUGGUCAGCAGAGUGAGAGGAUGUUGUGGCACGGCACCAGUGAGGAUGCCACCAUCAGCAUCAACAUUAAUGGAUUCAACCGCAACUACUGCGGCAAGAAUGCCGUGAUGUAUGGUGAGGGCGUAUACUUCGCUCUCAACUCGAGUUACUCGGCCCAAGACACUUACUCAAAGAAGGAUCAGCAGGGACACAAGCGGAUGUACCAGGCUCGAGUGCUCACUGGGGAGUUUACCGCGGGGAAUCCAGGGAUGAAGCACCCUCCCCCUAGGGAUCCCAAAACACCUCAUGAUACCUUCGACUGUGUGGUCAACAAUGUCAGCAAACCAGAAAUAUUUGUGAUAUUCAGUGAUGUACAAGCAUACCCAGCAUACCUGGUCACGUUUACUGACUGA
Messenger RNA from Haliotis rubra (blacklip abalone), 576 nucleotides. Its product is annotated as protein mono-ADP-ribosyltransferase PARP15-like. Lineage: Eukaryota; Metazoa; Mollusca; Gastropoda; Lepetellida; Haliotidae. The transcript has 3 exons. Bases 1 to 576 code for a protein of 191 amino acids. Gene Ontology annotation, cellular component: cytoplasm; nucleus. Gene Ontology annotation, molecular function: transcription corepressor activity; NAD+ poly-ADP-ribosyltransferase activity. Gene Ontology annotation, biological process: negative regulation of gene expression. The record is from RefSeq and is a predicted model, not a curated record.